Eruca vesicaria subsp. sativa (arugula) is the source of this 657-nucleotide messenger RNA. The record is from the annotation of a GenBank genome assembly. NCBI's taxonomy places the organism in Eukaryota, Viridiplantae, Streptophyta, Magnoliopsida, Brassicales, Brassicaceae.
AAAAUGGAGAAAGGUAAGGGAAGAAAGGAGGAGAUAGUUACCAGGGAGUACACUAUCAACCUUCACAGACGCCUUCAUAGCUGCACAUUCAAGAAGAAGGCACCCAAUGCUAUCAAAGAGAUCAGGAAGUUUGCAUUGAAAGCAAUGGGAACAAAGGAUGUUAGAGUCGAUGUUAAGCUCAACAAGCAGAUAUGGAGCAGAGGAAUCCGUGGUCCUCCUAGGAGAAUCAGAGUCCGCGUUGCACGUAAGAGGAAUGAUGAUGAAGAUGCCAAGGAAGAGUUCUACUCUCUUGUCACUGUUGCUGAGAUUCCUGCUGAAGGAUUGUCUGGUUUGGGCACCAAGGUCAUUGAUGAAGAUGAGUGAGGAAAUGGUGAUUUAUUUUUGCACCUUUUUGUUUGUUGGUUAAUUGUUUAGAUGAAAGACGGAAGACUUUGAUUGUUUUUGAUCACUUACCUAUUUUGGUAAUUAUUUAUUAGAACUUCUACAUACAUCUUACAAAUUCGACUUUGAUCUUGUUAGCUUGUGAGUUCUCACAUCUCUGUUACGUUUUGUACUCGUGAAAUGGUACGGCAUUAAUUCCAAACUCGUUCCUGAGAGCUUCGGGAAGAGGGGAGUGAACUUUACUCGUGAACUUCAUGCCACGUGUUUUCACUCUGA